AUGAAAUCUUCAAUUAUUAAUCAAUGCUUGAUUUUUGUUAAAAAAGGUCGUCGAUUAUCAAAUAAUAUUUUAAAAUCAUUUGAAUGUAUUCGAACUUAUCAAUGGAAUAAAACAAUUCUCAAUAUUAUGGAACGGUCAAUUGAAAACGAUCAAAAAAUAUCAUCGAAAUCGACAAAUUUAUAUAAUUGUUUAUUAAAACAAGAUGAUUUAGAUAAAACUCACAAGAUAAUUCAUAUUCAGUUCUUUCUCAAAGAUGUUCAGAAUGGUCAACAAUUAUCGAAAACAAUAACUGAUCAUUUAACAAAUAAUCUCAAAGUUAAUGAUCAAACAAAUAUUGAGCAUACGAUUAAAAUAUUUCAUAAUUUAGUUGUUAAUACUGGAAGAUUAGAUAAUGAAAUACUUGAAUAUUUUUAG
This is a messenger RNA of Adineta steineri, 414 nucleotides long. Lineage: Eukaryota; Metazoa; Rotifera; Eurotatoria; Adinetida; Adinetidae. The record is from the annotation of a GenBank genome assembly.